This is a messenger RNA of Brassica oleracea var. oleracea, 730 nucleotides long. RefSeq names its product DNA polymerase epsilon subunit 4-like. The transcript has 4 exons. NCBI's taxonomy places the organism in Eukaryota, Viridiplantae, Streptophyta, Magnoliopsida, Brassicales, Brassicaceae. Gene Ontology annotation, biological process: regulation of DNA-templated transcription. Gene Ontology annotation, cellular component: nucleus. Bases 3 to 551 code for a protein of 182 amino acids. Gene Ontology annotation, molecular function: protein heterodimerization activity. The record is from RefSeq and is a predicted model, not a curated record.
CAAUGGUGUCGUCGAAGAAACCGAACCAGGAGAAGAAGCCGAGGAGCGAUGGCGUCAACAAAGCUGGUGGUGGUAACACACGCAGCUCCGGUUCCAAACCGAAGAAGAAGAAUACCAACGUACAGGCCAAUGCGAAGAAGGAGCCGGAGGUUCACGAGAUCUCGGAGUCUUCGAGCAGCGACUCCGCAGGAGAAGCGAGACGUGAUGAGCCGGUGAAAAGCAAUGGCGGAGGAGUGGAAGACGCUAAGAUGAUUAGGUUUCCGAUGAAUAGGAUCCGGAGGAUAUUGAGAAGCGAUAACUCUGCUCCUCAGAUCAUGCAGGACGCCGUGUUUCUUGUCAACAAGGCCACGGAAUUGUUCAUUGAGCGGUUUUCUGAAGAAGCUUAUGAAAGUUCUGUCCAGGACAAAAAGAAAUUCAUCCACUACAAACAUCUCUCAUCUGUAGUUAGCAACGACGAGAGAUACGAGUUCCUUGCGGAUUGUGUUCGUGAGAAACUAAAAGCAGACGUGGCGAUGGAGGAAUGGGAAAGAAGCAUGACAGAUGCAGGCUGAUAAAUACACCGGUUGGAAGCAACCUGAACCGCGUGUCCUGUCCUGGUUUAUUGAUUCCAUCUGCCUGGUCUUCACCUUUUUUAAUAACCUCCAUAAUGAGAUUGCACAUAUUUCAUUACUAAAAUGUAUCAAUUGCAAUAAUUUUUAUAGUAUAAUCUGCCAACGAUGAACUUUACGAA